Messenger RNA from Spodoptera frugiperda (fall armyworm), 702 nucleotides. RefSeq names its product histidine-rich glycoprotein-like. The coding region runs from base 1 to 702 and encodes 233 amino acids. The record is from RefSeq and is a predicted model, not a curated record. Gene Ontology annotation, cellular component: extracellular matrix. NCBI's taxonomy places the organism in Eukaryota, Metazoa, Arthropoda, Insecta, Lepidoptera, Noctuidae. The transcript is spliced from 4 exons.
AUGUACAAGUUCUUCCUCCUCGCCGCUGUUGUUACGAUGGUCGCCGCGCGGCCACAAGACGGUCACGGUCACGACCAACACCACGGUCACGGUCACGCCAUCUCUUCACAGAGCAUCGUACUGCACCACACUCAGGAGAUUAAGCACCCCAUUUACCACGAGGAGCACCAUGAAGAACAGUACCACCAUGAGGGACACCAGCAGGAACAACAACAAGACAGCCACCAUCACGAGGAACAUCAUGACCAGCAUCAUUAUGAUGGACAUCAUCAUGAGCAGUACCACCAUGAUGGCCACCACUACGAGCAGAUCCACCAUGAUGACCACCACCACGAGGAACAACACCAUGAGGAACAACAUCACGGAGAGCACCAUCAUGAGGAACACCAUGGUCACGCCUCCUCUUCUCAGAGCAUCAAGCAGUACCACGGAAAGGCCACUGAGAAACACGUCGAGUACUACGCUCAUCCCAAAUACGAGUUCGCGUACAAGGUCGUGGACCCUCACACCGGUGACAAGAAGUCCCAGCAUGAGGCUCGUGAUGGUGACGUCGUGAAGGGCGUGUACAGUCUGCAUCAGCCUGAUGGCUCUGUCAGGAUCGUGAAGUACCACUCUGACAAGAAGGCCGGAUUCAACGCCAACGUGCAUUACGAAGGUCACGCCAUUCACAUCGUUCCCGAACACCACCACCACCACCACUAA